AUGUCUGAAGUAAAGCAAGUGAAAGUGGACAACUGGGGAAUUUAUUUUCUCCAGAGACUGAAACAUUUCUUUAAUCGAACGGAUUAUUGUGAUCUGACUCUUCAGUUUCAAGAUAAUGCCCAAUUAAAAGUUCAUAGACUCGUUCUUAGUGCCUGCACCGAAUACUUUGAGUUACUGGAGCGAACAUGCGAAAUGUACGAGGAUUGUUUGGUUAUGCCAGACGACUUACAAGCAGACGUUGUGGUUCCUAUUAUAAAUUUUAUGUACACGGGACAGCUAGAAUUUAAGAUAGAUUUACUAGAAAAGUUGUAUCAAACUUCUUUAAUUAUGAAUAUGCCAGUGCUCACUAAGUUACUUGCUUCACACCGCAGUAUUGUGCAACAACAACCAAGAACAGCAGCCAAUAAUUAUUAUGGUAAAAGAUAUGUGAAACAAUCUAAAGGUACACCUCCUACAUCCAGCAAUUCUACCAACAAACGUGCCUUCUCUAGUGCAUUUAGUAAUACAGAAACACCAAAAAGUAAGAAACCUAGCACAAUGAAUAAAAUUGAAUUAUCAUCAAAUUCUAAGAAUAGCUCUCAAGAUUUAGGAGCAUCACAAAUACAAUUUCCUGUAUUUUAUGAUAAGAAUAAUCAAUUAACUAAAGGAGCCCGCCCAACUAGAUAUGAAUUACCUGAAGAAUUAGAGGAAGAUAACAUUUUUGACAACUCUUUCACCAGCAUUUCUUAUACUUCAAAGCCUUUGAUGGUUCAUCCUGAGACAACAAAACAAUAUAGGUCAAAACGAAUAAAUUUGUUUGAAGAAGGGUCAAGUACAAGCAGAUUCAUGCAUAAUUCAUCUAACAAUGAUAUAGUUGAAUGCAAGAAGAUCACUGUUAAUAAUAGUAUAUUUUUAGAUGAAUCAUCUGACAUGGUAGCUGAUGAAAAUGAAUUUUUCCAGCAAUCCCCACAUACUAAAGAAGAGAUUAAAGAUUCAAACCAACUCUUCGACCAAAUUAUAGAAAAUGAUGUUUCCAACAUAACUAUUGAGACGAAAAAUAAACAAAGUGGCAGCUUAGAUCAUGCGAAAAUAAUAAGUGAAGUGCUUAAAAAAUAUCCACAUUUGGUAAAAAGUAAUAAGCAAAUAAAGUUAAAAAUUUUGAACACUGCUGCUAACAAAAAUAAAAAGCCUCGUGCGAAUACUUCAAAUAAUGAAGAGAAAGAAAAGAUUAAAAAUGAAACUCGGGACUUCACAUAUGAAACUGAUGUGAUUGAUUCUAAAGAAGCUGCUCGCCUUAUAGCUUUGGGUGCAGAGAAUAUUAAAGGUCCAUGGAUAUGUCUUAUUUGUGGUACCCCAGGUAAAGCCUUACACUUCACUAAAUACUACAACUUCCGCAAACAUCUCGUAGAAGUGCAUAAUGAGAAACCUGUGCCAAAUAUCUGUGAAUAUUGUGGCUUAAAAUCACAAAAGAGAAAUUAUUUAGUAUAUCAUCAAUUAACUAAACAUGGAGUUGAGCCUCCAACCCAUUACAAUUUCCCUAAAUGUAAUUACUGUGAUUAUAUUGCCCUAAAUGAAGCAUUGCUGGUAAAACAUAAAAUAACCCACACAGAUAUAAGUAACUAUAAGCGAAAUAUUUGUAAUGCCGCAUUUGCCGCAUCAUUAAUGGAUAGUGUGCAGAAAUCAAACAAACAAUCUAGCUAUGAGAAAAAGAAUAACUUGGUAUGUAUGUAUUGUCUUAGAGUUUUUCUACGUCAAAACAACUUAUAUGCACACUUAAAAACUAAUCACAAAGAAGCUGCUAAGAAUGAUGGCCUUAUAUAUGAUUCUGAAGAAGAAAAUCCAGAAGAGGAAGAAAAAAUAUUUAAAUCUAAAUCAAAUGAUAUUACAAAUUUCAUUAAAGUGGAAGUACCUGUGAAUUAUGAGUAUGAAGAUGUACAGUAUCAGCUUGAAAGAAGACCAGAUGGCAAUAUCCAUGUUGUAUCUAAAAAGCCACGGGUGGUAAUGCCUGCUAAACAUAAAAUAUUAAAUCCUGGUUUUAUUACUCAACAACAGACUUUACCUUCACUAGCUAAACUACAACAAAAAACAAAAUCUCUAAAUACUCCCACUAAGGGAAAUGAAUUUAUACAAGAAAUAUGCUUAUCGCCAAGUAGUAAUGUUAACCAAGAGGAAAUCGUGGUAAUUGAUAACAAUGAGUACAUUGUCCGUGAUUACCAACUCUUCCCAAAGACCUCGAGCACAGAGAACAAAGAAGAGACAAUAGGAACAAUCUUGCCGAACACAUCAAUGGAAUUCCAUAAUGUUCACAAUCAAACUCCUGAAACUAAAAUGUUCAUUAAAAAAUCAUCUAAUCUUAACCAAGCUUUACAGAUAGUUGUUUCCAAUGAAGAGGAAUACAAAACAUUAAUGAAUUCUAAUCAAUCUGUUAUAUUCGAUGACAGAGAUUCAGGCAAAACUUUGACAGUACUAGCAGCUGCCGACAAUAGUACUAUGGAAGCUAGUACUAUUGAUUUAAACAAUACUCAAACCAAUGAGAUGAUGAUAAUUCCAGAGGACUUCUCCAUUAAUGUUUCUGAAACAGUUUCAGCUGAUAACCCUAAUAUAGUUGUUGUAUACAGUCACCCUGUAGAAGAUCCAAAUAAACAAUACCAACUUAUAGCUACACAAGAAGUUGGGGUGGAGUUUGUGCAAUCGUCUCAGAUAUUGACCCAAUCUUUUGAAACGGUAACAACAUGCUCUCCAGUUUCGACCACACAAACAACUGGAGAAUCCUGGCCUAGUAAUAUACAGGCAACUCUCAGCAAACUACCUAUAACAUCUGCUGCAGAUUUAGAAACUAUGACAGUAGCUGAAUCAGUGACAGUUCCAUGUGAAACUGUUUCAAGUAACUUAAAUGAAUAUUCUGAUGUUACAUUAACGUCAAAUGAACCUGUACCAAUGGAUACUGAUGUAAUUGAAUCGCAAGAACAAAAUGAACCUGAUAAAGCCAAUAUUAUAAGUAAUAUUGAACAGAGCACUGAACCAUCUUGUGAACCAAAAGCUGAACUUGUACUUCAUCAACAAUUGAUUGAGGAUAAUAAUAUUCACCAACCACCAAUUAGUGAGCCUGAUGUUCAAUCAUUAUCUGUAGAUAAUGUUCAAACUACUGUUAUAACUGAUUUAAUUAGUACACCUGAAGUGGAAGAGCAACCAACAAUUUCACACCAUUCUGACUUAGACAUGGUUGAUGAAAAUCUUCAGGAUAUAGCAAAUAAUAAUCCUGAAACAGUCAUAAAUGUAGUUGUCCCAGAACUGGAAAUUCAGCAGACUGCUGUCAUAGAUAAUAUAGAACCUGAUAUAGAAAAUGUGGAAAAUACAAAUAUAGAUAUAGAUCAUUCAAACUCAGAAAUAUGUCCAGAAGAUACAGAUACACUACUAACAAGUUCAGAUGACCACAUUGUGCCUCAAGAUAUACCCAAUGUUGCAGAUGUAGUUAAUGAAAUUCAAAACAUUGACGACCAGACACAUGAACAAGUUACUGAAGAAAUGGAAGUAGCCGAAACAAUAGAAAAUAUAGCAAGAGAUAUUGGUGUUGAUCCAACUUCAAUUAAUAAAGAAAUUCAAUCAGAUGUGCCUCAAAUGCUUUCUGACACUCAAAUUAUAAAUACUGAAAACAUUACAUUAAAAACAGUGACAAACGAACAGAUACAAUCUCUGACAUCUGAAUGGUCUGAGGAUGAAAGUGAGAUAGCUGAAACUGUGUCCAAUAGUGGAAAUGUGAACACUGAACUUAGAAAUGAAGAUGUUACUGAAACGUUGUCUAAUGGUGAAAAUGUGAAUUCUGAGCAUAGAAAUGAAAAUAUUGAAAACUCCAUGGAAGUUGAGGAAUCUAUUGAAAAUAUUCAACAGGAAGUAGAAAGACAUGCAUCUGGAGAAAUCUUAGCCGACACAGAGAAUGUUCAUUCUUUACCAGAUGUAAAUGUGACUAUUUCCGUAGAGGAACCAGGUAAUGAAGAACCAAUUGUGGAAACACCAAUAAUUCCUAAUCCUAAAAUUUCGUCUCUCCUCCAUGAUUGGGAUGACAAUGAUUCACAGGAAGAAGAUUCUACAGUUACUGAAAAUAAAAUUGAAGAGUCAACUCCAGUCAUUCAAAAUAAUAAUGUUGAAUCUGUUAAAGAAAGUGAGGAGAAAGAAGAUUUGAGCAAUAACGAUAAAAUUAAAAGCUUAGUUAGUGACUGGGACGAGGACGAUGAAGAAAACAAGGAC
Brenthis ino (lesser marbled fritillary) is the source of this 4224-nucleotide messenger RNA. The record is from the annotation of a GenBank genome assembly. NCBI's taxonomy places the organism in Eukaryota, Metazoa, Arthropoda, Insecta, Lepidoptera, Nymphalidae.